Messenger RNA from Mytilinidion resinicola, 581 nucleotides. RefSeq lists its product as uncharacterized. The transcript has a single exon. The coding region runs from base 150 to 581 and encodes 143 amino acids. NCBI's taxonomy places the organism in Eukaryota, Fungi, Ascomycota, Dothideomycetes, Mytilinidiales, Mytilinidiaceae. The record is from RefSeq and is a predicted model, not a curated record.
AACGAUUUCUCUCACAUCCAGUCAAACUCAAACCCAAUCAAAUUGAUAGCACACCUCCAUCAAACGAGACGCCCCUCAAAAGCCCAACAACGGAAGGUCCUCGAUUCGAGUCCCCUAGCUCCUAUUACCCCCCUAACAACGAACCUAAAAUGCCAUCUCUCCGCACCUCCCUCCGCGCCACCAGCCUCUUCUUCGGCCCCAUCUUCAUUGCCUUCGGCGUAAACGCCAUGCUACGCUCGCGCCACUCCCUCGCUUUUUUUCCAUUCCCGGACCCUGCUACUUCCACGAGCCCCGCAUCCCAGGACUUCAUCGAGCUCCUCGACGCCCUCCUAGUCAUCUACGGCGCCCGCGACAUCUUCAUGGGCAUCGCCAUCCUCGCUGCCGCGACUUUUGGAGACAGGGAGGGGAGAGCGCUGGGCUGGAUUAUGGCGGCUGCGGGCGCGGUGGCGGGGGUGGAUGGGUGGGUUGUUAGGGGGUUUGAGGCCGCGGGUGGGAAUGGGGGAGCUAGGGGAGGCGAGUGGGGACAUUGGGGAUAUGCGCCGGUUUUGGGGGUGGUUGGGGGCGUUUUGGUUGGGUUGUGA